CUGUGUGUGUCUCCUGGCGGAAAUGAAUGUUUAAAGCGUUCCUUAUUUUGAGGGUUGGUUUCCUGCCUUGAAGAACUCAUGCAGAGUUAUGGCUUGAAACACUAUGGAACUUCGAAAGGAACACAGACUCUCCAGCAGGUGUUCAUAUGGGUUAAAAUGUGUGCAUGCAGAAAGGCCAUGCAUCCUACAGCAACUUAGCCAUGGAGAGCAAUAAGAAGAAGCACACCACAACUGCUUCAGUCACUGCAAUGAAUGGGGACACUAUUCAGCCUGAAAGUUCAUCUGUCCCACAAGGCUGGAAUGAGUUCUGCAAACUCCACGCUAUCUCCACGGCAAGGGAGUUGGCAAAGCAGUAUUGGUUAUUUGCUAACCAGAAUCCACAACAUGACAUUCUGGCAGCAGAGAUCUUCUCAUUGCAUUUUACAGAUCUUUUCCAGCAGUAUUUCAGGAACGAGGUGAGGGAGAGCUGGGGUAUGGACCAAUACAGAUUUUUCCCCUUCAGCAGAGUCAAAGAUUAUAGAGAGACAGGUAGGAGGCCAUCAGAUGAUCCUUCCAGUACGGUUGCAGCAAAGGUGGAGGUAGAAUUUACAGCACAACACGAACAUACAGAUCAGACUGUUUCUGACACUUCUGUACAACUUGCACCCAAAACAUGGAGUUCUGAAGAACUUCGACCACGCAGCAGUUCCCCAGCUGCAAGACCCUUUAUCCGAUUUACCCUAGCCCAGUUCAGGAGAAGCAUUAGAAAUAUAUUCCGUAGAAAGUCGACAGAUUGUACUCCUCCUGAGACCAGGGAAGCAGAGACAGACUCAACAGAGCCACCAACCUGGCAAGGCUUGCAUAAACGGAUUUUGCCUUGGACUAUUACACGGGAGCCGGCAACUGAAAUUCGCAAGGAAGGCCAGUUAAACUACAGCAUGGUGGAUGAGAACUGCAUGGAUGGUGGGACUUCUUGGCAGAGAUGCCGUUUACUUUUACGAAAAUCUGGGACUUUGGAGAGUGAUGAGUACCUUCUGGAGUUGUUUGAUCCUCCAAAGUGCUCUAGAACAAAGCUAAAGUUUUCGUGCUGCAGUAUCCAGGAGAUCAGGAGAUGCAGUCGCCUAGAAAUGCCUGACAAUGUCAACACCUUUGUGCUCAAGGCAAAUGCAACUGAAGUCAUUUUUGAAGCAGGGGAUGACCAGCAGUUGAAUUCUUGGAUAGCUGAAAUAAAAGAAUGCAUAAAUCACUGGUCGGCGGAGACUGAAGUAGAGACACUGCUGCCCUCUCAUUCAGACACAACCAACCAGAGUCCCAGCAGUGGCAGUACUGACUCCAUUAUACAAGGAGCUUCUGUCUUUGUGCCACCAGAACAAUGUUGCCACAAAACUGACCAUUUUCUGGCUUCCUCGCCCUGGUUCCACGGGCCCAUCUCACGGGUCAAAGCUGCUCAGCUUGUCCAGUCCCAGGGAGUUGAUGGGCACGGCAUCUUCCUUGUAAGACAGAGUGAAACAAGAAGAGGGGAAUACGUUCUCACAUUUAAUUUUCAAGGAAGGGCAAAGCACUUGCGCCUAACGCUUACAGAGAGGGGUCAGUGUCACGUGCAGCACCUCCGUUUUCGGUCUGUGUUGGAAAUGCUUCAGUACUUCCGAUUACAGCCAAUUCCCCUGGAGUGUGGAGCAGCGUGUGACGUGAAGUUGUCUGGUUACGUGGUAGCAGGUGUUCAGCCACAUGAGCUGGGCACAUCCGUCUGUACUUCAUUACUGUUCCCUUUGGCCAUUCAGCAGUCCAGUUCAGAGCACAGUGUCUCCCAGUUCCCCUCCCCGAGUCCUCCGAGACAUCAGUAUACAGAGGAUUUCCACCACUUUUCUUUCCCAGAGCAGAUCUUCCACCGCGUGCCACCGCCUGAGGAACUGAACCGAAGUUUUUUGAGGAGUGAGGCUAGCGGGGCACAAUCUAGCUCUCAAAGAGAGUCGGACUAUGAGCUGGAUUCUCCAUCCCGGAGCCGCAUACGAGCAAUAGACAAUCCUUACACUCCCUUAUGACAGCGGGGCUUUGUUGGUGGAGUAUGGAGCCGGCGCAUUCCCAAAAAACAGAUCACCAGAGUCUAUUUGUUGAUCAAACCAAGAAUGUAACAUUUUUUAAAAUUUUUUCAUGGGUUAAAUUGUAAGCCCUCAUUGGGUGUUAUUCAUUAGGCCUGUUAAAGGGCCCGGCUUUCUGCUGCCUGUGCUGGCUUGCGCUGGCCUCUGACGCAGUGAAAGGUUAGUUUUAAUAAGCUUUUUGUUUACAAGGUGUAGUCCUAUCUUCCAUGCUCAGAAGGUACCUGAGAAGUGUAUCCUGGGGUGCUUGCUAGCACCUCCUUGUUAUGCAGAGCAUCGUGCAGUAAUGUAGGUGUCACAGUUUGAGCACACAGAACAUUUUUAUCUUGCCCUCUAAGUCUAAGAUAUUGUAUUUUUCUAAUUGGAAAUUGUAAAGCACCAGUGUUUGCAAUAUGCAUUCAUUUAAUUUGUCAUUCUCUGCAGAGCUUUCUGUCACCCUCCCAAGUGCCUUGUAAUCCAGCAUUACAAUCUAAAAAGACUGACAUUCAAACCCAACAUGGCCGUAAAGGACUACUUAUUGAUUUUUAAAAAAAUGAUUUGAUAGUUAUAACCAAGUUACCUCUAGGUUUCUAUAUAAAAAUAUGCUCCUUU
Molecule: messenger RNA, 2666 nt
Organism: Xenopus laevis (African clawed frog)
Lineage: Eukaryota; Metazoa; Chordata; Amphibia; Anura; Pipidae
Gene: sh2b3.L
Product: SH2B adaptor protein 3 L homeolog
Exons: 9
Coding region: 165-2021 (618 amino acids)
Biological process (GO): intracellular signal transduction; signal transduction; cell surface receptor protein tyrosine kinase signaling pathway
Cellular component (GO): plasma membrane
Molecular function (GO): transmembrane receptor protein tyrosine kinase adaptor activity; signaling adaptor activity
Source: RefSeq, a predicted model, not a curated record